GCUUUUGGUGGUCUUUUGUCAUCCUGCAUUUGAGCCUCUGACCUGCUCCGUAACAAUAAGACUCACUAAUGCAAAGCUGAACCACACUGCAUUUGGUGUAAACAUGAGAUAAAAUAAAAAUAUUACAAAAUAAUAGAAUGGAUCAGUAAUUUAAAAGGAGUGGAGUACGGUGUGCCUCUUAUUUCCUACUCUGCCCUUUAGCCAAACCAGACAGGGUAUACAGUGUAAGAAGACCACCCCACCAUAUUUGCCCUUCUUACCAGUAGAUAUAGUCAUUUAUAUUUUAGGUAUUUUCUUGGAUGAUAGUUACUAAUCUUUAAAUAGUUUCAAGAUAUUUUUUCUUGUGGGUGGAAAUCAAACGAAGCAUUUCUUAAGCAAGAUCAUAUAAUCGUCUGACAGCACAAAAUAAAUCUCUGUGGUAUUUUAACAGAAUAUACAAACAUUUAUUUACUGUUAACACAAGAGUCCUGUGGAUGGUUAUUUAUUCAUUUGAACAAAAAAUAGCAAACUUUUUCUGUAAUAUGUAAGAGAGUAGCACAUUUAAGGAAGAAUGUUAGCUUUGCUAAUGAUAUUUUUCUGAUAAAUGAUGUGCUUUACCAUCUAGUACACCAUUGUAAUAACUAACCAGCAGUAAAAACUUUAUGUACCUAAAUGACUACCUACCUGACUUAAUGUUAAGCUAAUAUUGUUCUUAUUAAUGUUAUUACAAUAUUAGCUUGAGGUAAUGCUAGCUAGCUGGAAUUAUUUACUACUGUCGACAAAGGAACCCUGCUAAUUUAAUAUUAUUUUUAUGUCAGAAAUUUAAAAGGUCCCUCAAUUGUAAAUUAAUUGCCAAUAUUUAAAACAUUUUUUUAAAAAAUCCAAAAUAAUUUCUGCAUGUGUUAUUUAACUUUCAUGUUACAUUUAAAGAGCAAGCAAUGUCAAAAUUGAAAAUAUGAUUAAUCAUCUGGGUAAAUAAGUUUGUAUUGCUCAAGGUGACUUUAUUGUUUGUUUUUGACGUUUUUGGUUGACUUUGGACUCUUAUUGUUUUCCUGCUGCUGUGCUUUUGUUUAUAUGAACUGGGGUUUGUCAGUUGACCAUGUCUGCACUUUGGGUCCUCUUUCUGUAUUACAUGGCAGUCUGCAAAAAUUAGAAGCUGCUAGAACACAGCUGUCAGUGUCCACAGUCAAAUGUUUUUUUACAUCGACAUGUGCUGAGAGACUGCCAUGCAAGAGGGAAGCUCUUCCUCUAGCAACACCUGAAAGCUCAACUAGAGUUUGCAACUGAUCACACUGACGAAAAAAAGUUUUAGAGGAAAGUCCUAUGAUCAGAUGAAACAAAAAUUGAGCUAUUUGGCCACAAUGACCCAAAUAAUGUUUGGAGGAGAGAAGGGGAGACCCCCAUUCAAACAGGAAGGGAAGUGUUUGCACAUUUGACUAUAUGAUAUGUGUCUUACUUCCUUGUUUCUUCAUAGAGUGUUACGAUGGCGCGCAUUGCAUUUUUAUGGGCUGUUGUUCUGGUAUCUAUUCUGGUAUUUAUGCAAGGGUCCAGUGCUGUGACUCGUGUGUUUGUGCAGAAGGGAAAAGAUGUUCUUCUGGAAGUCCCAAUAUCUUUUGCUCCUCAAAAAAGGGAUAUCCUUACGUGGAGAUUUAAUGCAAUCAACACUUUAGUAAGAUUUUUUCCUCCGGCAGAACCAGAUAUCUUUGAUGAUUACGUUGGAAGGGUUUCUGUGACAAAUUACUCUGUGAAACUGAAGAAUUUACAAGCAGUCGACAGUGGAGUUUAUGAUGCACGAGUGUCAGGGGCUACAGAACGAACACUGGUUGAAUACAACAUCGCAGUUCAAGAUGCAGUGUCUCCAGUUAAGCUAAAUGUGGACUCUGUGUUAAGCAGCUCAGACUCCUGUAUCGUCAAUGCAACCUGCAGCACAUCGGACUCUGAUAUCAGCAGCAGUUUUAGAUGUGUUAAUCAAACCUGCGAUCAGGACGGAGGAGAACAAUCAAAGACCACAAACUCUGGUGCUUUUCUCAGUAUUUACUUGUGGAAUGCAUCGAUCUUCUGCACCCACAGCAACCAGGUCAGCUGGACCAAAGACAAGAAAGAGAUUCAAGAUUUCUGCCUCCAACCUGCUGAGUAUGCUCAAUCUCCUACCAACGGCAUUGCCAUUGGUUUUGGGACUGUGAGUGGGGUUGUCUUCAUAUUAGCUGUUGCAGUCGCUGGACUUCAUCGUCGAAAGAGAAGACAAUAUGACACAGAGAACCAUGAAAAUACAAUCUAUGCAACUCCUCAGGUUGAAACUACCCAAACUCGGGAUGAGAGUCCACCCAGUGAUGCUUCCUGUGUGUCUCCAACGUCCACCUACAGCUUGGUAGGGCUUCACUCUAGACCUGCUGAGGCAAGAGACAACCCACUGCCAGAGAGUCUGUAUACUACAGUAGAUAAGCCAGCCAAGAUAGAGAAGCCAGCCAGGCCCUGCAAAAAUCUUCAGGAACUGUAGUUUGCAUACCAGUCUCAUCAGUUUCCUGUUUGCUUCUUGUACUGUAACACAUUUAUUGCUGCCUAACGGGGUUUUGUUUGGAGUUAAUAGUUUUGUACACAGCUAUGAAUGUCAGGCUGUAGCAUGGAUAAAGAAAAAAAAAACAUUAUUUUGAUGGACUGGGUCGACAUGUUAUUGUUGGUAAUGGCAUCAACUUAAUAUUGUGUGUAGCUUAAAGUCAAAUUUAUCUGUUAGUUGAUUUAAAACUUAAUUGAAGUUGACAUAACUUAAUGAAAUCGACUCGACAACCUAAAUUUUCUUCACCUUAACAUGCAUAGAAAAUUUCAAAUAGUUAGGACUGGUCUUUAAACAUACCUUGCAUUGUUAAGGAGAAACUAAUUCCCUUUGCUUAACGUACUUUGUUGAUUGAAUUUAAUUUUCUUAGAAACUGAAAAAGGUUGAUGCAAACUGCUGUGUUUUCUUGAGCCCAAAUAUUACAUUUUAGAGUGGAGCACUGAAAAAAAUCAUUUGCCAAUACAGUAUUUGGUUGAAUGGUAACCAGGGAAGUAAAAGGUCCUUAUGGAACAAUACAGAAGUUUCAGGUUGGGAACCUGACUGCAGUAACCACCUCUCAAAAGAUGUACACAUUUUUGAAAUACAGUGGAGGGAUUGCAAGACAGUGAAUUUAAUGUGGAGGACAAUGGACAAUGUGAUGCUUCUGUAUUCUACAAGAAACAAUUUACAGUUUGGAGAUGUAGCUUUGAAGUGUUUAUACCGUUAUCUGCAGUGUUUUCUGUAUUUCUUAUUGUAGCUCCUAUUUUUUUUUUAAAAUCUUUGUUGUUUAAUAUAUUUUCUGAAUGUGUUUUAUGGAUUUUAGUUUACAGAUUGUAUUACUGCAAACAAAGAAUUUCAUCAGAGUCCUAUGCUACCUGUCAAAAGUUUGGACACACCUUCUCAUUCAACGGUUUUUAUUUAUUUGUAUUAGUUUCUACAUUGUAGAUUAAUACUGAAGAUUGACACUUUUUGUUUACAACAUAAUUCCACGUGUAUUCUUUUAUAGUUUUGAUGUCUUCAGUAUUAAUCUACAAUGUAGAAAAUAAUUAAAUAAAAACCAUUGAAUGAUAAAGUGUGUCCAAACUUUUGACUGGUCCUGUAUAUUUCAAUUCUGUACUUGUACAGUGUCUAAAAGCCUGAAUUAACUUAUUUUGUCAUGGCAGCAGUUGCUGAAACUCAACAAGUUUGUGCUGCAAUGUUUUAGCUGUUUUGAAAAUAUGGAUUAAAAGAGGUAUAUUUUUGCUGGAACCAGCUUUAAACUUUU
Messenger RNA from Amphiprion ocellaris (clown anemonefish), 3773 nucleotides. RefSeq lists its product as uncharacterized. The record is from RefSeq and is a predicted model, not a curated record. The transcript is spliced from 6 exons. Lineage: Eukaryota; Metazoa; Chordata; Actinopteri; Pomacentridae. The coding region runs from base 1463 to 2476 and encodes 337 amino acids.